This is a messenger RNA of Rotaria sp. Silwood1, 1445 nucleotides long. Lineage: Eukaryota; Metazoa; Rotifera; Eurotatoria; Philodinida; Philodinidae. The record is from the annotation of a GenBank genome assembly.
UUUUUUUAUAUAGAAAAUGUGAGCUUUUUUAACAUUUGUUAAUGUGGGAAAUUUCUCAAAAACUGUCAAGUUCGAUAUUACAAAGUUUACAAAACUUUCACUCUAUUAAGUACCAAUAAAUCCCAUUUUUGAUGAGCUUUCAUUUGUUAUAAACUUCAUUAUACACUCUUGCCUAGAAUAAUAUUAUUUUCUAUCUCAUAUCUUGAGGUAUCAGGCUAGUUGACCGCGUCCAGAUACACAAAAGGUAAUGUUAUCUACAUUCUUAUUAUUAAAAAUAAUGUGAUGAAAAAUUCUGGCAGUAGGCGGGACGGGACGGGGCGGGGCGGGACGCUCGAGAAAAACGCGGGACACGGGACGGGACAGAAAAAUGGUCGUCCCGCCGAUCUCUGAUCUAUAUUACAAAUUGAAUAUUUUAUUUAAAGAAAAUGAUAAAUUCAAUCAUCUUCUUUUUACGAUAAACUUUGUUUUAAUAUAAAAAUUUUUCAAAAGAAUAUUUAUUGUAGGAUUUUACUUUAACAAUAUUUAUUUAUUUAAUAAAACAAAUCUAAAUCGAUAAUUAGAACAAAAAAUAUUCAAUUGAUAAUCGUUUAUUUAAAUUGAAAAUCUAUUUAAAUCGAAUAAGAAAAUGGAUUUUAUAUAAAUAAAAAUAAUUGCUUUUUUAUUAUUCAUAUUCUCAAUAUUAUUAAAUAAAUGUGUUUAAUCGUCAACAUUUGCUUAAUUCAAUAAAAUAUAUUGUAAAACUCGUCAAUGAAAUAAUAAAAACUUCUCUUUAAUCGAUAUUGUUCAUGUAAAAUUGAAAUAUAUUAAGAUGAAAUAAUUUAUUAAAGUAUGUUUGUUGUCGGGACGGAAUCGAUUAUUCUCCGAAAAGAAAAAUAUUUUUAAGAAGAAAUCUGCUGAAAAUUAUCCAUAAGAAAUUUUUCAACAUAAAAUUGAUGAAAAACAGAAAAAAAACAUUGAUUUUCCUUUUUUUUUGAUAAAAUAUAGAAAAUGAUUUUGUUCAAAAACAAAAUAAUGUUGUUCGUUAAAGUGUUAAUGCGUCAUAUAUUCAUAUGACUAAUAAUUACUCACAAGUUUUGCAAUACUUUUAUAAUUCAUAAGAAAAAAAAAGUAAAAUAUUUCUAUCUUGAAUAGUUGUUUGUAUAAGCGAUACACAUCAACGUCAUCGUCAAUUAACAGAUAGAUUAAAAUGAACUCAUAGAGGCGAUAUUCUAAUACAGGCUGGAGAUAUAAAUAAUUUUGGACAUGGCGCAAAACCAUUUGACGAUUUUGAUCAAUGGUUAAGUGAACUUCCAUUUAAAUAUAAAUUAAUUAUUGUUGGAAAUCAUCAAUCAAUAUUAACUCCUUCACUUAAUAAUGGACAAUUUUUAAAAGAUGAACAAAUUCUUAUUGAUGAAUCUCUUUAUAUAUAUGGUUCAUCAUGGCGACCAUCAGGUCAGUCGACAUAG